Bursaphelenchus xylophilus (pine wood nematode) is the source of this 1528-nucleotide messenger RNA. NCBI's taxonomy places the organism in Eukaryota, Metazoa, Nematoda, Chromadorea, Rhabditida, Aphelenchoididae. The record is from the annotation of a GenBank genome assembly.
AUGGCAGAAGCGGAAAAGAUCAAUUUGGAUAAUAUAAUUUCUCGACUCCUUGAAGGUAAGUCCGCUUUGUUUAACUUUAUGGGAUUUAGUUCGCGGCUCCAAACCUGGCAAGAACGUUCAGCUUACCGAGAAUGAAAUCAAAGGCCUGUGUUUCAAAUCCAGGGAGAUCUUCAUGAGCCAGCCCAUCCUUCUGGAGUUGGAGGCACCUUUGAAGAUUUGUGGAGAUGUCCAUGGACAAUACUAUGAUCUCUUACGAUUGUUCGAAUACGGAGGCUUCCCACCAGAGUCCAACUACUUGUUCCUGGGUGAUUACGUUGACCGAGGUGAGUAUGCCAAUUUAAUCUUCUCUUCGAUGGAAGAUCUCCCAGAAGUCUGGUAACGGAAGGGACUUCUUUAUCACCUAGUUCUUUCCGGAUGGUUGAUUUGGUCUUUCUUUAACCGUGUGUUACGGAAUUACAGAAUUGAAAAUUAGUGGCGUUUGAUGGAUUUCCCGCUUCCACGAACGCCGAGUAAUUAUCUUAUCGGGUGUUUACGUGCUGAAUGAAAAUUAAUUUUCAGGAAAGCAGAGUUUGGAGACAAUAUGUCUUUUGUUGGCCUACAAAGUGAAAUACCCCGAGAAUUUCUUUUUACUCAGAGGAAACCACGAAUGUGCAUCGAUCAACCGGAUUUAUGGAUUCUACGAUGAAUGUAAAAGACGAUAUAACAUUAGACUAUGGAAGCAUUUCACUGACUGUUUCAACUGCUUGCCGGUUGCUGCCAUUAUCGAUGAGAAGAUCUUCUGUUGCCAUGGAGGAUUAUCGCCCGACCUUCGAUCAAUGGAACAGAUCCGUCGAUUUAUGAGACCGACUGACGUGCCAGAUCAGGGAUUAUUAUGUGAUUUAUUGUGGUCGGAUCCUGACAAGGAUGUGGUUGGUUGGGGAGAGAAUGACCGUGGGGUCUCCUUCACUUUCGGUCCUGAAGUGGUCUCCAAAUUUUUGAAUCAGCAUGAUCUUGAUCUCAUCUGUCGUGCUCACCAGGUAAACUUUACUGAUGUUUGUCUUCCGACUUAGGAAAACUUAAAUCGCUGCAACCUGGCCUUAGAAUCCUUACCACUCUGCAGACUGUCUUCCCUAUUGGCAGCUGCCUUUGUUUAUUUACAUUAUUCUUUGUCCUUUCAGGUCGUCGAAGACGGGUAUGAAUUCUUUGCAAAACGUCAGCUGGUUACACUUUUCUCCGCACCCAAUUACUGCGGUGAAUUCGACAAUGCGGGUUCAAUGAUGACAGUGGACGAGACGUUGAUGUGUUCCUUCCAAAUUCUAAAACCGUCAGACAAGAAGAAGUUCACGUACGGCAACUCUUCGGGUCCCAAUCGCCCCACCACACCUCCUCGAAACAAUCAAACCCCCGGUAAAAAGGGCAAAAAGUAAGGAGUUUUCUUGUUUUUGUUGACAUUUAGUUAAUCCGAAGCCCAAUUUUUUCUUGGAAAUGGAUCUUUGCUUCCGUAAACUUUUUAAUCACUGGCCGAUUAUAAAAGAGUACUUUCAGUUGA